Messenger RNA from Corythoichthys intestinalis (scribbled pipefish), 1480 nucleotides. RefSeq names its product GTPase IMAP family member 4-like. The transcript has 5 exons. Bases 356 to 1462 code for a protein of 368 amino acids. The record is from RefSeq and is a predicted model, not a curated record. Lineage: Eukaryota; Metazoa; Chordata; Actinopteri; Syngnathiformes; Syngnathidae. Gene Ontology annotation, molecular function: GTP binding.
CUUGAACAAAACGCGGCUCAGUUCACCGUAGUUUCGACGAACUGAAGAGGAGGGAUAUAAGAAGUCUUUUCGGCCAGCAGCCACUGUGGUCUGCGUGCAUUGUGCUGUCAGGAAAUACCCUUGAACAGGCUAUUCAACUAGAAAACGACCUACCUUGCAGCAGGACUGACACUUGUCGACACGCCAAGACCUCGAUGUCAAUUCUGCAGUGAAGUUCAACCUUGAGGGACGGGUGAAAGAACUUGGAACAAGAACGCUUUACCUCUUGAAGAAAUAUCACCUUAAAAGAAGCAGUGUUUUUGCAUUGAGAGGCCCCUCAAAGCAAGUAGCUUCUCCAUCACUUUGAGCAGAGAGGAUGGACUCAGGGGUCAUGUGUAGUAAGGAACUUCGGCUGGUUCUCGUCGGAAAUACAGGAGCGGGCAAGAGUGCAUCAGGAAACACCAUCCUGGGCAGGAAACUCUUUGUGUCAGAGCUCGGUUUUAGCUCAGUCACCCAGAAAACUGAGUGUGGAGUCACUGAGCAUGUGGAGGAUUGUGGCCGGAAGAGAAAGGUGACAGUGGUAGAUAUGCCAGGGUUUGGGGACACUAACCUCACUGAAGAUGAAGUUCAUGAAGAAAUAGCCAAAUGUAUUCUUUUCUCAAAUUUUGCACCCGAAGCCUUUCUAUUGGUUGUAUCGAUCGGGCGUUACACAGAAAACGAAGCGCAGGCUGCCAUCAAUCUGGCAAAACUUUUUGGAGAAGAUGCCGUUAGACAUCACACAAUAGUUCUUUUUACCGGAGGAGAUCAUCUUCAGGGCAAGACUAUUGCAGAACACAUAAGAGAGGCUCCUGCUGGGCUCAGGGAUCUUAUUAGCAAGUGUGGGGGUAGGUACCAUGUGUUCAACAAUGAAAACUCCAGUGAUGUUGCCCAGGUUCAUGAACUCAUGUCAAAGGUGGACAGGAUGCUAAUGAAGAGUAGAACGGGGUUUUAUACUAAUCAAAUGUUUAAAGAGGCCCAGGCAUCCGUAAGCGAAGAGCAGGAUAGGAGAGGUGGCAGUAUUCCAGGAAGGUUUUCUCUUGAAAAGAAGUGUCAGAUUGUGAAACGCGUCGUCUACGCAGCCGGCAUCGGUGCAUUUUACGGAGCCAUUUUUGGUGCUCGCGCGGGUGUCAUUAUGGCCUCUGUAGGAGGAAUCAAAGGUUUUGGUGUGGGAGUACUCGCAGGUGCAUUUGUUGGUGGCGUGAUAGGUGUCGUCUCUGGUAUUGAGGCUGGGAGUAUGGAGGAGGCCAAACACAAUGUUCGUGAAAAAGUUAAUAAGGUCGGAGGUCUCAUAACUAAUGCUGUGUCUGCUUGUAAUAGUUUAACACCAAAAUGCCCUGCAAAGGCCAAGUCGACCUUUCCCAAGACAAACACUCGUGUUCGAGAAUUCUCAGGGACUUCUAGUGUUAAUAUGGUGACGAAAGUGCGAGCAAAAAAGACCAGUUAAAAUAGCUUGGAAAAGAGC